UCCUCAGUGCUGUCAGCCUCAGGAUCCGGUAACAGUUCUUGGGGUACUUUAAUAUCUUCAAAAGGCAGCUUUUCAGUGCGCCAAUCUGUAUCGACCACGUCCAGGAGGUGCCGUUGCAUACGCUGACUCUGACACUCUAAUUUUCCCUCACUUUCCAUCACAAGAACUGCAAUCUGUAUAGUGAGGACGAAUAGUAGAUAUUUUAAAUGGUUUCUUCAAUUUGGUUUGUGUGUUUCAUGGAAUGUUACUUUAUAAAUUAGCUUUUUGUGUUCUCGUUUCACACUAAUUUGUAAAGUCAUGGGGAAAAAAUGAGAUGACGAGCAUCCAGACUCCGGACGAUUUCAAUAAAAUUUAAUACAAAAAAAAUGAUAAUUUUAUGGCAAUUUGGUCAUGACAAUGAACACCCUGAUGUACAUCACCUAUUUACCUCAUCUAUACGAAGGCGAGUAUAAUGGAAAAGCGAAAAGAGGAGCAGGUAGCAGCGAGUUUGCACAGGCGAGAAAUUUCCAACAACACAAAUAAUGUUUACGUUAUAGUCGCUUGUCAGCUGGCGACAUUCAAUACACAUCCCAUCGCAGAGACAUGCGCAGUUCCUAAGGGCGCCUCUCAUUGGCGCCAAAUAUUGCUUCAUCCAUAUGAUUUGACGAAACAGCGCAGCAUUCAUCCCAUGAACAAUUUCUGAAUUUGCUUAAAUUUGGCCAUAUUUCUCUAAACCAAACACAACAUUUCCCUAGUCUGACUUAAUUUGUUUGACUGACAAUUUGACUUAACAUGAAAUGCAACAAGGUGGCUGUCCGGAGAGCACUUCACGUGGCUGCGACCGAAAGUCUACCCUGCCGCGAACAUGAGAUCGAAGCCCUGAGCAAGUUCCUCUCGAACCGAGUCCAAGAAGUGAUUGACGCCCCUGGGGCUGCUUAUGUCUCAGGUCCGCCAGGAACCGGUAAAACUGCUUGCGUGCAACUAGUCCUCUCACAGCUAUCAGAUCAAUUUUUGAAUGCGUACAUCAACUGCACCUUUGUUAAAUCGGAACUGGAUCUUCUGAAAAGAAUUGCUGAGGAAUUUAAUAUUGGCCUUGCCCAAGGUGUAAAAACUGCUGACCAAAUCGAAAAAUCUAUUCAUAGACACCUGAAGAGGAAGAAUGCAAAGAGAGCUGUUCUCGUUUUGGAUGAAGUUGACCAACUGGAGGGUGGCCGAGGACAAAAGGCACUUUACCGCCUGUUUGAAUGGCCCCUGAAACUGGGCGAUGCCUUCACCCUGAUCGGCAUCGCCAAUGCCCUUGAUCUCACCCAGAGGCAACUGCCCCGACUGGCGGCCCGCGGGGCUGCAAAUGGCCCACUCCUUCUCUCCUUUGCCCCCUACACAAAGCAGCAACUGAUGGAAGUGCUGGAACACAGACUGAUCUCGGUUGGAGCGUCCGGCGCUUUUGAAGCGUCCGCUCUGGAGCUGCUGGCUGCCAAGGUGGCUUCAGUUUCAGGCGACGCCAGAAGAGCCCUUGAUAUUGGCCGCCGAGCCCUGGAAGUUGGGAGCCGGAAGAGACCUGCCUCAGUUCUUGGCCCCUCAAAUGAAAAUGAAGAAAGCAAAGUUGGGCCUUUGCAUGUGAGAAAAAUUCUAGACUCAGUGUUUGGCGGCAUGGAGGAAGGUCCUCAGCUGCCCCUACAACACCAGAUCGUACUAGCCUGCCUCCUGAUUUUGAAAAGGGCUCCAGUCAAAAAGGCUACCAUUGCGAAGAUCCAUGAGGUGUAUAGUGGAGUUUGCAAAAAGAAGCGUUUAACAGCUGUGAGCCGUUCAGAGUUACUGAAUAUCUGCCAACUGUUAGAGGCAGAGGGUGCAGUGCGAAUUGCUGGAUCAGGACUUGUGGCCCUUCAGUGGGACCACGACGAAGUGGCUGAUUCGCUUUCUGACAAAUCAUUACUUGCCGACAUUUUGAGGAAUUAAAGUGACAAAAAAACACGCUCACAAUCCCAUCUUUUGACUGUAUAAAUGCUUUAAAAUUAGGUGAGUGUGUUUUAUUUAUUUUUGAUCGCUCAACGAAGAUAUAGUGAAAAUUUUUGAGUGUUGAAAUAAUUAAUUUCCUGUAUAUUAAAAGCCUUGAUAUUUUUCAUAGGUUGGCGCUUGAGAUAGACAUAAAACAUUUUAUUUUGAAUGAGUUAAUUUUCUUUAGAAAUUGCUUAGAUUGCAUGUAUGCUGUGAGGAAAUAAACGUGUACAUCAGCUAACCUAAUGGAUUAAAUAAUUAUGACACAUCUUUUGAUUUUAUCCAUCUAAACCGAUUGGCUGAUUUUAAUAUUCCUGAUCCAAUCAUAGAAAUACUAUAAUACUAAAUAUAAUCCAUAAUUCUUCAUGUUCUGACACCAAACCGCCAACCGACUCAAAAUGAAAGUUAUUACGAAUAUUGAAUCGAAUUAUUAUUGAUUUUACUACGAGUUUUGUUUGCCAGUAAGGGUGAGGACAUUAAUGUCAAGAGCAAUGACAGAGGCGUGAAAAUGAUUAAUCGAUCACAUGCUGCAGUGACACAUUCGCAUUGUUAAUUAAUUAGUGCAGUUCCUGUUGAUGCUUUUUGCUUUCCCUGUUCCCUGCUAUAAGGGGGAUACAAAAUAUCUGGACAAAUGAAUAUUCUGUGGAAUAAAAGGCGUUCGUACUGUUCAAAUGUA
Messenger RNA from Cloeon dipterum, 2650 nucleotides. It is a transcript of the gene Cdc6, whose product is annotated as Cell division cycle 6. The transcript has 5 exons. Gene Ontology annotation, molecular function: DNA replication origin binding; ATP hydrolysis activity. The coding region runs from base 772 to 1935 and encodes 387 amino acids. NCBI's taxonomy places the organism in Eukaryota, Metazoa, Arthropoda, Insecta, Ephemeroptera, Baetidae. Gene Ontology annotation, biological process: DNA replication initiation; mitotic DNA replication checkpoint signaling; cell division. The record is from RefSeq and is a predicted model, not a curated record. Gene Ontology annotation, cellular component: nucleus.